This is a messenger RNA of Cavia porcellus (domestic guinea pig), 6873 nucleotides long. RefSeq names its product dedicator of cytokinesis 1 (gene Dock1). Gene Ontology annotation, molecular function: small GTPase binding; guanyl-nucleotide exchange factor activity. Gene Ontology annotation, cellular component: cytoplasm; plasma membrane. The transcript is spliced from 52 exons. The coding region runs from base 133 to 5793 and encodes 1886 amino acids. Gene Ontology annotation, biological process: cell migration; myoblast fusion; small GTPase-mediated signal transduction. Lineage: Eukaryota; Metazoa; Chordata; Mammalia; Rodentia; Caviidae. The record is from RefSeq and is a predicted model, not a curated record.
CUCCGCCGCAAACUUUUUCCUCCCCAUCCUGUCGCGGCGCGGAGGGAAUGGAAAAUGGCGGCCUAGGCGCGGAGUUUCCUGCCCGACCGGCGGCGGCGGCGGCUCUCGGCGGCGCCGACCCCGCGUGGCACCAUGACGCGCUGGGUGCCCACGAAGCGAGAGGAGAAAUACGGCGUGGCAUUUUAUAACUAUGAUGCCAGGGGAGCAGAUGAACUUUCUUUACAAAUAGGAGACACAGUCCACAUCUUAGAAACGUAUGAAGGGUGGUACAGAGGUUACACCUUAAGGAAAAAGUCUAAGAAGGGUAUAUUUCCUGCUUCAUAUAUUCAUCUUAAAGAAGCAAUAGUUGAAGGAAAAGGGCAACAUGAAACGGUUAUCCCCAGUGAUCUCCCGCUCAUACAGGAAGUCACCACCACCCUCCGUGAGUGGUCUACCAUUUGGAGGCAGCUCUAUGUGCAAGAUAACAGGGAGAUGUUUCGAAGUGUGCGGCACAUGAUCUAUGACCUUAUUGAGUGGCGAUCACAGAUUCUUUCUGGAACUUUGCCCCAGGAUGAGCUCAAAGAACUGAAGAAGAAGGUCACAGCCAAAAUUGAUUAUGGAAACAGAAUUCUUGAUUUGGACUUGGUGGUUAGAGAUGAAGAUGGGAACAUUUUGGAUCCAGAACUAACUAGCACAAUUAGUCUCUUCCGAGCUCAUGAAAUAGCUUCUAAACAAGUAGAGGAAAGAUUACAAGAAGAAAAAUCUCAAAAGCAGAACUUGGAUAUUAACAGACAGGCUAAAUUUGCUGCCACUCCUUCUCUGGCCUUGUUUGUCAACCUCAAAAAUGUGGUGUGUAAAAUAGGAGAAGAUGCUGAAGUCCUCAUGUCUCUUUAUGACCCUACGGAGUUCAAAUUCAUCAGUGAAAACUACCUGGUUCGCUGGUCAAGCUCAGGAUUACCUAAAGAUAUAGACAGAUUACAUAAUUUGCGAGCCGUCUUUACUGACCUUGGAAGCAAAGAUCUGAAAAGGGAGAAAAUCAGUUUUGUGUGUCAGAUUGUUCGAGUGGGUCGUAUGGAGCUAAGGGACAGCAACACAAGAAAGCUGACCUCUGGGUUGCGGCGACCUUUCGGCGUGGCUGUGAUGGAUGUAACCGAUAUAAUAAAUGGAAAAGUAGAUGAUGAAGAUAAGCAGCAUUUCAUUCCCUUUCAGCCGCUCGCAUUGGACGACGCCAUUCGACACAAGCCGCUGAACAUGUCAUCCCGUUUUUCACCCAGGGUGGCAGGGGAGAAUGACUUCCUUCAGACUGUUAUAAACAAAGUCAUCGCUGCCAAAGAAGUCAACCACAAGGGCCAGGGUUUGUGGGUAACAUUGAAAUUACUUCCUGGAGAUAUUCAUCAGAUUCGAAAAGAGUUUCCCCAUUUGGUGGAUAGGACCACAGCUGUGGCUCGCAAAACGGGGUUUCCAGAAAUAAUCAUGCCAGGUGAUGUUCGAAAUGAUAUCUAUGUCACAUUAGUUCAAGGAGAUUUUGAUAAAGGAAGCAAGACCACGGCAAAGAACGUCGAGGUGACGGUGUCUGUCUAUGAUGAGGAUGGGAAACGACUUGAGCAUGUGCUUUUCCCGGGUGCUGGUGAUGAGGCGAUUUCAGAGUACAAAUCUGUGAUUUAUUACCAAGUGAAACAGCCACGCUGGUUUGAGACCGUGAAGGUGGCCAUCCCCAUCGAGGAUGUUAACCGCAGUCACCUCCGGUUCACCUUCCGCCACAGAUCGUCGCAGGACUCUAAGGAUAAAUCUGAAAAAAUAUUUGCACUCGCAUUUGUGAAGCUAAUGAGGUACGAUGGGACGACUCUGAGAGAUGGAGAACACGAUCUGAUUGUCUACAAGGCUGAAGCCAAGAAGCUGGAAGAUGCAACCACGUACUUGAGUCUGCCUUCAACAAAAGCCGAGUUGGAAGAAAAAGGCCACUCAGCCACAGGCAAGAGCAUGCAUAGUCUUGGAAGCUGCACCAUCAGCAAAGACUCCUUCCAGAUAUCAACGCUGGUGUGCUCCACCAAACUGACCCAGAACGUGGACCUGCUGGGGCUUCUGAAGUGGCGAUCUAACACCAGCUUGUUGCAGCCAAACCUGAGGCAGCUGAUGAAAGUUGAUGGAGGAGAAGUGGUGAAGUUCCUGCAGGACACUUUGGAUGCCCUCUUCAACAUCAUGAUGGAGAAUUCGGAGAGCGACACUUUUGAUACAUUGGUGUUUGACGCUCUGGUCUUUAUCAUUGGGCUAAUUGCUGAUAGAAAAUUUCAGCAUUUUAAUCCUGUUUUGGAAACUUACAUUAAGAAACACUUUAGUGCAACAUUGGCCUACACGAAGCUGACCAAAGUACUGAGGAACUAUGUGGACAAUGCGGAGAAGCUGGGAAUAAAUGAGCAGCUGUAUAAAGCGAUGAAAGCUUUAGAGUACAUCUUCAAGUUCAUCGUGCGCUCACGGAUACUCUUCAAUCAACUGUAUGAAAACAAGGGGGAGGCUGACUUCGUGGAAUCCUUGCUGCAGCUCUUCCGGUCCAUCAAUGACAUGAUGAGCAGCAUGUCCGACAUGACAGUUCGGGUGAAGGGUGCGGCAUUGAAAUACUUGCCAACUAUCGUCAAUGAUGUGAAGUUGGUGUUUGAUCCCAAGGAGCUCAGCAAAAUGUUUACUGAAUUCAUCCUAAAUGUGCCGGUGGGUUUGCUGACCAUUCAGAAGCUCUACUGCUUGAUUGAAAUUGUUCAUAGUGACCUUUUCACACAGCAUGACUGCAGAGAGAUCUUGCUUCCCAUGAUGACCGAGCAACUCAAGUACCAUCUGGAAAGACAAGAGGACCUGGAGGCCUGCUGCCAGCUGCUCAGCAAUAUCCUGGAGGUGCUUUAUAGGAAGGACGUGGGCCCGACGCAGAGGCACGUUCAGAUCAUCAUGGAGAAGCUGCUUCGUACGGUGAACCGAACUGUCAUUUCCAUGGGGCGGGAUUCUGAACUCAUCGGCAACUUUGUGGCUUGUAUGACAGCUAUUUUACGACAGAUGGAAGAUUAUCAUUAUGCCCACUUGAUCAAGACAUUUGGAAAAAUGAGGACUGAUGUCGUGGAUUUUCUGAUGGAAACAUUCAUCAUGUUUAAGAACCUCAUUGGGAAGAAUGUCUACCCUUUCGACUGGGUGAUAAUGAACAUGAUGCAGAAUAAAGUCUUCCUGAGAGCAAUUAAUCAGUAUGCAGAUAUGCUGAACAAGAAAUUUUUGGAUCAAGCCAAUUUUGAGCUACAGCUAUGGAAUAACUACUUUCACCUGGCUGUUGCUUUCCUCACUCAAGAGUCCUUGCAACUGGAGAAUUUUUCAAGUGCUAAGAGAGCCAAAAUCCUUAACAAGUAUGGAGAUAUGAGGAGACAGAUUGGCUUUGAAAUCAGAGACAUGUGGUACAACCUUGGGCAACACAAGAUAAAGUUCAUUCCAGAAAUGGUUGGUCCGAUUUUAGAAAUGACGUUAAUUCCCGAGACAGAACUGCGCAAAGCAACAAUCCCCAUCUUCUUUGAUAUGAUGCAGUGUGAAUUCCACUCAACUCGAAGCUUCCAAAUGUUUGAAAAUGAGAUCAUCACCAAGCUGGAUCAUGAAGUGGAAGGAGGCAGAGGAGAUGAACAGUACAAAGUGUUAUUUGAUAAAAUCCUCCUGGAGCACUGCAGGAAGCAUAAAUACCUCGCCAAAACAGGAGAGACUUUUGUGAAACUCGUCGUGCGCCUGAUGGAGAGGCUCCUGGACUACAGAACCAUCAUGCAUGACGAAAAUAAAGAGAAUCGCAUGAGUUGUACCGUGAAUGUGCUGAAUUUCUACAAAGAAAUUGAAAGAGAAGAAAUGUAUAUUAGGUAUUUAUACAAGCUCUGUGACCUGCACAAAGAAUGUGAUAACUACACUGAAGCAGCUUAUACCUUGCUUCUCCAUGCAAAGCUUCUUAAGUGGUCAGAGGAUGUAUGUGCAGCCCACCUCACUCAGCGGGAUGGGUACCAGGCGACCACACAAGGACAGCUGAAGGAACAGCUCUACCAAGAAAUCAUCCACUACUUCGACAAAGGCAAGAUGUGGGAGGAGGCCAUUGCCUUGGGCAAGGAACUUGCAGAACAGUAUGAAAACGAAAUGUUUGAUUAUGAACAACUCAGUGAAUUGCUGAAAAAACAGGCUCAAUUUUAUGAAAACAUCGUCAAAGUAAUAAGACCUAAGCCUGACUAUUUUGCUGUUGGCUACUACGGACAAGGAUUCCCCACCUUCCUUCGGGGGAAAGUUUUCAUUUACCGGGGGAAGGAGUAUGAACGCCGGGAAGAUUUUGAAGCUCGGCUGUUAACUCAGUUUCCAAACGCUGAGAAAAUGAAGACAACAUCUCCACCAGGCGAUGAUAUUAAAAACUCUCCUGGCCAGUACAUUCAGUGCUUCACAGUAAAACCCAAACUUGACUUGCCCCCCAAGUUUCACCGACCAGUGUCUGAGCAAAUUGUCAGUUUUUACAGGGUAAAUGAGGUCCAGCGAUUUGAAUAUUCUCGACCAGUCCGGAAGGGGGAGAAAAACCCAGACAAUGAAUUUGCGAAUAUGUGGAUUGAGAGAACCGUAUACACAACAGCAUAUAAAUUGCCUGGAAUUCUAAGGUGGUUUGAGGUCAAGUCUGUUUUCAUGGUGGAGAUCAGUCCCCUGGAAAAUGCCAUCGAGACCAUGCAGCUGACAAAUGACAAAAUCAACAGCAUGGUGCAACAGCACCUGGAUGACCCUGGCUUGCCCAUCAACCCCCUGUCCAUGCUUCUUAAUGGCAUUGUUGACCCUGCUGUUAUGGGCGGCUUUGCAAAUUAUGAGAAGGCCUUCUUUACAGACCGGUACCUGCAGGAACAUCCUGAGGCCCAUGGACAGAUUGAGAAGCUCAAGGACCUGAUUGCAUGGCAGAUCCCAUUUUUGGCUGAAGGGAUCAGGAUUCAUGGAGACAAAGUCACAGAGGCACUGAGGCCAUUUCAUGAGCGAAUGGAAGCCUGCUUCAAGCAACUAAAGGAGAAAGUGGAAAAGCAAUAUGGUGUCCGGACCAUGCCCUCAAGUCUGGAUGACAGAAGAGGCAGCCGCCCUCGAUCUAUGGUGCGGUCUUUCACCAUGCCUUCGUCAUCCCGGCCUCUGUCCGUGGCUUCAGUUUCUUCCCUGUCCUCCGACAGCACCCCUUCCAGGCCAGGCUCUGAUGGGUUUGCUCUAGAGCCUCUGCUGCCAAAGAAAAUGCAUUCCAGGUCCCAGGACAAGCUGGACAAGGACGAUCCAGAUAAGGAGAAGAAGGACAAAAAGAAGGAAAAAAGGAACAGCAAACAUCAGGAGAUAUUUGAUAAAGAAUUUAAGCCAGCUGACGUCUCCCUGCAGCAGUCGGAGGCCGUGAUUCUGUCAGAAACAAUAAGUCCUUUGAGGCCGCAGAGACCAAAGAGCCAGGUGAUCAAUGUCAUUGGAAGUGAAAGACGCUUCUCUGUGUCCCCAGCAUCACCAUCCUCCCAGCAGACGCCUCCUCCAGUCACACCCAGAGCCAAACUCAGCUUCAGUGUUCAGUCAAGUUUGGAGCUGAAUGGCAUGACAGGGAUGGAUGUGGCCGACGUCCCGCCCCCACUGCCUCUCAAGGGCAGCAUGGCAGACUAUGGGAAUCUGAUGGAAAACCAGGACCUGAUCGGCUCACCAACACCCCCUCCGCCUCCUCCACACCAGAGGCAACUGCCGCCUCCACUGCCCAGCAAAACUCCACCUCCUCCCCCUCCAAAGACAACCCGAAAGCAGACCUCUGUGGACUCCGGGAUUGUCCAGUGAAAGCAGCGAGAGUCUCGAAAGAGCAACCUGUCGUCUUUCCACCCCUCCUCGAAUUCUUCCAUGUCUGAUGUUUACCUCAUUGGGCCUGCAAAGUCUGACCUUUAAUUCAAUGGCUUUUCCCUAAGAGGAGCUGUUUCUAGCCCAUCACACUGUGGGGCAUGGAGGGUAUGGGACCAGGACAUUUACCAUUGUGUUUUUCAGAGUUGGGGGUUUCCAAGUGCGUCAUUCUCCGAGACAGCCGCAGUCUUGCCCAAACAUCGUUCCUUGUAUGUGCCAAAUGACUCAUAUUAGCAAGCAGUUCAGCCGAUCUGAGGUUAGCUAAGCACGAAAAGCAAGACCAUCCCUGAUGAGAAGCUGCAUAGUAGGCUGUAUUAGAAUCCUUGUGUUCCCUCGGCAGCCCGAGUUCACUCUCCUGGGAUGUUUGAUUAGACUCCUUUCUGCAUCUGUGGUGAUUUUAUGUUGGUUGAGCAUGUCUUCAACCUGUAUCCGGCAACUAAGUUCAACCCUUCAGGGAAGAUCCUGAUUUUUCUCUUGGUAUAAUUUAAAAUAGGAUAUUUCUCAGCUACUGAACAGUUACUAAUUUAUGGAGUAGAAAUACCAUUAUGAAUACUGGAUCAAAUGGAAAAAUAAAUAUGAGUAUAGCAAAAUAAACUUUCAUUCUUUUUUGCAAAAGAGUAUGUAUACCACAAACGAUGGUUUUAAUUGGAUGAUUUCUCUGUGUCCUCAUUGUGUACAGAAGUUUGUAUAUAUGAUGGUUCUUAGAACUUGUUUAAUUUUUGUGGUCUGUGUGUCUAUUGUAAUAGGCAUCUGCAAAUGAUUCUCAGUAAGUGUUCUUAAUUUUUAACUGCUGGAAAUGUAAAAACAGCAACCACAAAAAGGCACCACAAAUUAAAUUGGCUUUUCAGAACUCCAAACUCCUGAAAAUGUUGGUGGAUAAUAAUGUUUUAAAACUAACUUUGUAUAACCUAAUAUUUUUAUUCUGUCAUCUAUAUUUUUUUAUUCACUAUGACCAUGAUACUGUUCUAGUAGACUUGAAAGUUAAUCAUUGACAAUGAAAAAUAAAAUGCUACUUUAAAAGAA